AUGUUGAACAUGUUCGAUAUGUGGAACUCAGUGAGCACGAAGCUGGAGGCGAGCAAUGCGCAACAGAGUCAACAGCCACACACCUCAGGUGGGAGCAUUAAAGCUCAAAUCGAAAUAAUACCGUGCAAGGUGUGCGGUGACAAGUCAUCGGGCGUCCACUAUGGCGUCAUCACGUGCGAGGGCUGUAAGGGAUUCUUCAGACGCUCCCAGAGUACAGUGGUGAACUACCAGUGCCCGAGGAACAAGGCAUGUGUGGUGGACCGCGUCAACCGCAACAGGUGUCAGUACUGCCGACUUCAGAAGUGUCUCAAGCUGGGGAUGAGCCGCGAUGCUGUAAAAUUCGGUCGCAUGUCAAAGAAACAACGCGAGAAGGUCGAAGAUGAAGUGAGAUAUUUCCAGGAAAAGAUGCGUUCACAGGCGGAUGCUGCGCCAGAUUCAGUGUACGACACUCAACAACAGACGCCGAGCUCAAGUGAUCAGUACCACGGACAUUACAGUAGCUACCCGAGCUACGGUUCCCCACUCUCCUCAUACGGGUACAACAACCCGCCGUUGAACUCAAAUAUGAACAUACAACCACAACCGCCCCAGUACGACGUGUCAGCCGACUACGUCGAUUCGACCACAGCUUACGAGCCGAAGCAGAGUGGUGGGUUCCUUGAUACUGACUUUAUUGGACACGCGGAGGGAGAUAUCAGCAAAGUUUUGGUCAAGAGUCUUGCCGAAGCUCAUACAAACACUAACCCUAAACUAGAGUACAUACACGAGAUGUUCCGGAAACCACCAGAUGUGCCCAAGCUACUGUUCUACAAUUCAAUGACAUACGAGGAGAUGUGGCUCGACUGCGCGGACAAACUGACAGCGAUGAUUCAGAACAUCAUCGAGUUCGCCAAACUCAUCCCCGGAUUCAUGAAACUGAGCCAAGACGAUCAGAUCCUGCUCUUGAAGUCUGGGUCGUUUGAGCUGGCCAUUGUUCGCCUCUCACGGCUAAUUGACGUGAACCGCGACCAGGUGCUGUACGGAGACGUCGUAUUGCCAAUCAGAGAGUGUGUUCACGCACGUGACCCUCGCGAUAUGAACCUGGUGACUGGUAUCUUCGACGCCGCUAAGGCUAUCGCAAGACUUAAACUCACUGAGACUGAACUGGCGCUCUACCAGAGUCUCGUGUUGCUGUGGCCUGAGCGACACGGCGUCCGCGGCAACCCGGAGAUCCAGUGCCUGUUCAACAUGUCGAUGGCCGCCAUGCGCCACGAGAUCGAGACCAACCACGCGCCGCUCAAGGGCGACGUCACCGUGCUCGACACGCUGCUCACCAAGAUACCCACCUUCAGAGAAUUAUCGCUGCUGCAUUUGGAGGCUCUCUGCCGUUUCAAGGUGGCUCAUCCACAUCACGUAUUCCCAGCUCUAUACAAAGAAUUGUUUUCUUUAGACAACGUAUUAGAAUAUACACACGGAUAG
This is a messenger RNA of Melitaea cinxia (Glanville fritillary), 1458 nucleotides long. RefSeq names its product probable nuclear hormone receptor HR3 (gene Hr3). The transcript is spliced from 11 exons. Lineage: Eukaryota; Metazoa; Arthropoda; Insecta; Lepidoptera; Nymphalidae. Bases 1 to 1458 code for a protein of 485 amino acids. Gene Ontology annotation, cellular component: nucleus. Gene Ontology annotation, biological process: regulation of transcription by RNA polymerase II. Gene Ontology annotation, molecular function: zinc ion binding; nuclear receptor activity; RNA polymerase II cis-regulatory region sequence-specific DNA binding. The record is from RefSeq and is a predicted model, not a curated record.